AGAAUCCAGAGAAACCCAGAGAAAUCUGUUUCGAAGGCUAUGGUUCAGCAACCAAAGCGCCUAUCCUAAAUGCAACCGACGUUGGAGCAUAUUACUGUGCCAAAAAUCUGGUUAUGGGUCACGCUAGAGCUUAUUACGCAUAUGUCAAUGACUUCAAGCCGAGCCAAGAAGGUGUCUGUGGUAUCACAAUAAGUGUGAAUUGGUUCGGGGCGUUGACAGAUUCCGAGGAAGAUCAAUUUGCUGCCGAAAUGAAGAGACAAGCAGAAUGGGGGCUCUAUGCUGAACCUAUUUUCUCUGAAGAGGGUGGGUUUCCUAAGGAAUUAGCAGAAAUUGUGGCCAAAAAAAACGCUGAACAGGGUUAUCCUCGGUCGCGUAUGCCAGAAUUCUCUGAUGAAUACCUUGGAGGCUGGAGUGGAUCUACGGGGGUACAUGGCAUGGAGUCUGAUGGACAACUUUGAGUGGAUGGAGGGUUACACGGAACGUUUUGGGCUGUACCGCGUUAACUUCUCGGACCCAGGUCGUGAGAGAACUCCUCGUAAGUCAGCCUUCGUUUACAAACAGAUCAUCAAGAGUCGGAUGAUUGAUGAAGAAUAUGAACCUGAUACCCUGGACAUGAGCAUUGAUGAAGGGAACUGAUCGGGACAUCGUUCGUGUUAUUGUAAACAUACGAAAAUUUGUGCAAAUAUUAUAGUUGUUACAAACUAAAUUGUAGAAA
Messenger RNA from Danaus plexippus (monarch butterfly), 715 nucleotides. RefSeq names its product cytosolic beta-glucosidase-like. The record is from RefSeq and is a predicted model, not a curated record. Gene Ontology annotation, molecular function: beta-glucosidase activity. NCBI's taxonomy places the organism in Eukaryota, Metazoa, Arthropoda, Insecta, Lepidoptera, Nymphalidae. The transcript is spliced from 3 exons. Bases 114 to 458 code for a protein of 114 amino acids. Gene Ontology annotation, biological process: carbohydrate metabolic process.